AUGACUGAUCAAACAUUCGCAGCAUUUGACCUUGAUCCUCGUUUGGCUAGAGCUAUAGCUCAAUUGGAUUUCACUCGCCCAACCCCCAUCCAAGCACAAGGUAUCCCUCUUGCCCUUGCUGGUAAGGAUAUUCUUGCUCGUGCUCGCACUGGAAGUGGUAAAACAGCUGCCUAUGCCAUGCCCAUUGUACAAAAGAUUUUGGCUGCCAAAGAGUCAUUGGAUGCCGAGGCCUCUAUCAAAGCUUUGAUCUUAGUACCUACGAGAGAGUUGGCUGAGCAAGUGACAAACCACAUCAACAAGCUUUUAGUCUAUGCAAACCAAGUUGUCAAGGUUGUCAAUUUGGCCGGUCAAAUCUCUGCACAGCUCCAAAGACCUUUGCUUGCAGAGAAACCCGACAUCGUUGUUGCAACACCCAGCAAAGCAUUGACUCAUCUUGAAGCCAACAACAUGGAUUUGAAGGAAUCACUUGAAAACCUUGUUAUCGACGAAGCUGAUUUGGUCUUGUCAUUCGGCUAUGAGGAUGAUGUUCGCAAAAUUUUGAGCUAUUUACCCAAGAUAUACCAAAGUUUCUUAAUGUCUGCCACAUUCACCAAAGAAAUCGAACAAUUGACAGCUCUCGUUUUGCGCAAACCCGCCAUUUUAGCUUUGGAAGACACCCAGGAAGAGACUGAUGCGUUAACACAGUACGUCGUCAAAUGCACCGAGUUUGAAAAGUUCUUGUUUGCCUUUGUCAUUAUCAAAUUACGUCUGAUCAAGGGCAAAAUAUUGUUGUUUGUCAAUGACAUCGACCGCUGUUAUAAGCUGAAGCUUUUUUUGGAGCAAUUCUCCAUCAAAUCCUGUGUACUCAACUCGGAAUUGCCAUUGAACUCUAGAUAUCACAUUGUAGAGGAAUUCAACCGCGGCAUCUACGAUUACUUGAUCGCUACAGAUGAAUCCGAGUUGAAGGGAGAGCAAGAUAGCGAUGAUGAGGACGAGGAUGCUAAGGAACAAGAAGAUCAAGAGGAGGAAGAGGUCAAGUCAGACAAAAAAGCUCACAAGGGCAAAAAGGUCCAACGUGAUAAGGAAUAUGGUGUUUCUCGUGGGGUUGAUUUCCAAGGUGUUGCAGCCGUCAUCAACUUUGAUUUCCCUACAUCUGCCAAAGCUUAUACUCAUCGCAUUGGCCGUACCGCUCGUGGUGGUCAGCGUGGUAUGAGUUUAUCCUUUGUUGUCACCAAAGAUUUAGUGGAGGAUAAGAAAGAAGUUGCUCGUGGAAAGGGGGUCUACGAUGAUCCAGUGUAUCUUCGAGUCAAAAAACAGCAAGAAGCCAAGGGAGCUGAAUUGAAACCUUACAGUUUUGAAAAGAAGAAUGUCUCUGGUUUCAAAUAUCGUGUGGAAGAUGCAUUAAAAGCAGUGAACAAAGUGGCAGUGAAGGAGGCCCGUAUCAAAGAAAUCAAGCGAGAGAUCCUGAAUUCCGAGAAACUGAAAGCACAUUUUGAAGACAAGCCUAAAGAUUUGGAGUUCUUGCGUCACGACCAUGCUCUCCAACCUGCCAAGGUACAAGAUCACUUGAAGCACAUUCCUUCCUAUUUAAUGCCCCGUAUUGCUGUUCCUACUGCAAUGGCCAAUUCUGAGCCCAUUGAUGUGCCAUUCAAAAGCCAAAAGCGCAAAAGAGGCAACUUUAAGAAGGGAGCCAACAAGAAACGCAAGGAUCCAUUGAAGGUUAUCAAGCGUCGAUAA
This is a messenger RNA of Mucor velutinosus, 1716 nucleotides long. RefSeq lists its product as uncharacterized. Gene Ontology annotation, molecular function: RNA helicase activity; nucleic acid binding; ATP binding. NCBI's taxonomy places the organism in Eukaryota, Fungi, Mucoromycota, Mucoromycetes, Mucorales, Mucoraceae. The record is from RefSeq and is a predicted model, not a curated record. The transcript has 5 exons. Bases 1 to 1716 code for a protein of 571 amino acids.